AACAUAUUCUUUCAUUCCCUCCAAUUUUCAUUCUCACACUCACUUUCACUUUAACACCACACCAAUAGUCCAAUAUCAUCCCCAUACUUCUGUGUAUCCUUCUUUUCCUUGGACUUGCUGACACAAUCCCCUUGAUCUCAGUUCCAAUUUCAAUAUAUGGAAGGCAUGUGAUGUGUGUUUAAUAUAACAAAACUAUACUCUAUAUCAUACUUGAACAUUUUUUUGGUUCAAAACCAACUUCUUACUCACCUUAUUUUCUUUACAUUCCAUUUAUAAACAAAACUUUCCAAAUGGAAAAUCAUGUUUUCAUAUGUUUGGCUUUGUUGUUUACUUCAUGGGCUUCUUAUACAACUUCUUUGCUUUCUCCUAAAGGUGUCAACUUUGAAGUGCAAGCUUUGAUGAACAUAAAGAAUGAGUUAGAGGAUCCACAUAGUGUGUUAAAUUGGGAUGCAGAUGCUGUUGAUCCAUGUAGUUGGACUAUGGUCACUUGUUCUCUUGAUAAACUUGUCAUUGGCUUGGGAAGUCCAAGCCAAAAUCUUUCGGGUCAUUUUUCCCCGAGUAUCGGUAACUUGACAAACCUUCAGACAGUGUUGUUACAAAAUAACAGAAUCUUAGGGCCACUUCCAUUUGAGCUUGGAAGGUUACCUAAGCUUCAAACACUUGAUCUUUCUAACAACUUGUUUACUGGUGAAAUCCCAUCUUCUCUAGCCAAUAUCAAGUCCCUUCAGUACUUGCGCCUAAAUAACAACAGUCUCACUGGACCAAUUCCUCAACCUUUGGCUAACAUGACACAGCUUACAUUAUUGGACUUGUCCUAUAACAAUUUAAGUGGCCCUGUUCCAAAGUUUCUUGCAAAAACAUUCAAUAUUAUGGGAAAUCCAACAAUAUGUGCCACUGGGAUAGAGCAAGAUUGCAAUGGAACAACGCCCAUGCCAAUGUCACUCCCCCUCACUACUCAACAAAAGUCGCAGCCAUCUGUCGCGCCAAAAACCAACAAAAUGGCUCUAGCAUUCGGAACAAGCCUUGGGUGCUUCUGCUUGCUGUUUUUUGGGUUUGGGUUUAUCUUUUGGUGGAGGAGACGAUACAACCAGCAAGUUUUCUUCGAUAUUAAUGAACAAUAUCGAGAGGAAGUAUGUAUGGGGAACUUGAGGAGAUUCCAGUUUCGUGAACUUCAAACAGCGACAAAAAACUUCACGAGCAAGAACAUACUUGGAAAGGGAGGUUUCGGGAUUGUGUACAAAGGGAUACUCCCAGAUGGAACGAUUGUAGCCGUUAAGAGGCUUAGAGAUGGUAAUGCAGUAGGUGGUGAGAUCCAGUUCCAGACAGAAGUUGAGAUGAUCAGCCUAGCAGUUCACAGAAAUCUCCUCAGACUCUAUGGUUUCUGUAUGACAUCAUCUGAAAGACUCUUGGUAUACCCCUACAUGUCCAAUGGGAGUGUCGCUUCUCGUCUCAAAGCCAAACCAGCUCUAGAUUGGAGCACAAGGAAGAGAAUUGCAUUGGGAGCUGCUAGAGGGUUAUUAUAUUUGCACGAGCAAUGUGACCCGAAAAUAAUCCAUAGAGAUGUGAAGGCUGCAAACAUAUUACUAGAUGAUUACUGUGAAGCUGUGGUUGGUGAUUUUGGGUUGGCUAAGUUAUUAGACCAUCAUGAUUCACACGUUACAACAGCUGUUCGUGGAACUGUGGGCCAUAUAGCUCCUGAAUAUCUUUCAACAGGCCAAUCCUCGGAGAAAACAGAUGUUUUUGGUUUUGGGAUUCUUCUACUGGAAUUGAUAACAGGCCAGAGGGCUUUAGAAUUUGGCAAAUCUGCAAACCAGAAAGGUGCAAUGCUCGAUUGGGUUAAGAAACUUCAUCAUGAAAGUAAACUCGAUAUGUUGGUAGAUAAGGAUUUGAAAACAGAAUAUGAUAGAAUAGAGCUUGAGGAGAUGGUUCAAGUAGCGUUGCUGUGCACACAAAAUCAACCAAACCAAAGGCCCAAGAUGUCUGAAGUGGCACGUAUGCUGGAAGGGGACGGGCUAGCUGAGAAAUGGGAAGCAUCUCAACAGGCCGAGACAAACCGAGGACGGGCCAAUGAGUUCUCAUCUUCUGAGCGAUAUUCAGAUCUUACAGAUGAUUCAUCAUUGCUUGCACAGGCAAUGGAGCUAUCAGGACCCCGGUGAUGCAUCAUAAGAACGAUUAAUAAAUCGUAUCCGAGGGGAGGAUUUGUGAUUGUACAGAAACCGAAUCACAAUUCUUAACUGCCGGUUUGUUUUUAUAUGGUUUUGGGUUUGUUCAAGUGUUUAUCUUGUGAGAUGAAUGUUGUAUAACUUUUGGUUUUCUUUUAGAUAUGAUUGAGAACCAAAUCGACUGUUGUAAUAUAGAUAUAUAUGAAGUAAACAUCAUAUAUAUAAAUGAGAUACAAGAAAUUCAUAUUAAUGUAACAUUAUUACACAGUUACACCUGA
Molecule: messenger RNA, 2440 nt
Organism: Erigeron canadensis
Lineage: Eukaryota; Viridiplantae; Streptophyta; Magnoliopsida; Asterales; Asteraceae
Product: protein NSP-INTERACTING KINASE 2
Exons: 10
Coding region: 291-2156 (621 amino acids)
Biological process (GO): protein phosphorylation
Molecular function (GO): protein kinase activity; protein binding; ATP binding
Source: RefSeq, a predicted model, not a curated record